Messenger RNA from Hansenula anomala, 2190 nucleotides. RefSeq names its product Aro80p (gene ARO80). The transcript is spliced from 2 exons. The annotation marks the transcript as partial. Gene Ontology annotation, molecular function: DNA binding; DNA-binding transcription factor activity, RNA polymerase II-specific; zinc ion binding. The record is from RefSeq and is a predicted model, not a curated record. Gene Ontology annotation, cellular component: nucleus. NCBI's taxonomy places the organism in Eukaryota, Fungi, Ascomycota, Saccharomycetes, Phaffomycetales, Wickerhamomycetaceae. Gene Ontology annotation, biological process: DNA-templated transcription; aromatic amino acid catabolic process; positive regulation of transcription by RNA polymerase II.
UUCAGAAGAAACUACAAGGCUUGCUUAAACUGUCGAACUCGUAAGGUUCGUUGUGACUUGGGACCUGUUGAAGCACCUCAUGAUCCUCCUUGUGCUAGGUGUCGUCGUGAAAGAAAAGAGUGUGUAUUUGCUGACUCCAGAAGGGGUGGCUCUCACGGUGGUGGUGCUUCAAGUGCUGGUAAUAGUAUUGGCAGUAGUGUUAAUAAGAAGAGAAAGACAGAAUCAACACCAACUCCAGAAGUUAGAAGCAUUCCUCAUACUAGACAGAACUCCACUGAAGUACAAGUUACUACUUUACAGGGAGCUCUUGUCUUCUUAGCAAGGGCCGCUGGAACAAUAGCAAAAGCUGACGAUCGUGAUAAUAUCAGUGCUAGAGAAAUUCACGAGAAACUAGAGGAUCAAGAGGAUGGCAUUUCUUCAACUUCCAACUUAUCUACCCGUGAAAAUUCAAACACAAAUAUCUUGAAUCAAACCCAAGGCUCGAAUGAUUAUGAAAAUUUUGCUCCAUUGGUUCGUCCUCAAGGUAAAGGGCCAAUAAUGAUGCCACCAGUUUCGAAAUCAGCAAAUGUUCAUCCAAACCCAUCAAAAAAGCUAUCAGACAUCGAAUAUAUUGGACCAAACAAAAUGCUGACAGAGGAAGAAGCUGAAAAUUUAAUCAAUUUAUUCUUUUUAACAAUGCACCCCUUUUUCCCACAUAUUCCAACACAACUUCAUGAUCCUCAAACGUUAGCUCAAUAUCCUAUUCUGUUAUGUGCAAUUUUGACAAUCUCUUCAAGAUAUCAUCCAUUCGAAAAUCAACCGUCACAUGAUAUAAAUAAAAAUUCAAGAAAUAUUCAACUUCAUGAACGGCUAUGGAUUUAUUGUCAACGGUUAAUUUCUCAAACUGUUUGGGCUGAAGCUUCGACAAGAUCUAUAGGUACAGUUUUGGCCUUUUUACUAUUCACGGAAUGGAAUCCAAGAGCAAUUCAUUGGAGAUGGUCUGAUUAUGCCAAUAAUAAAGAUGAUAUGGGACCUGAAGGGCCUCCAGGACUAGGUGGGAAUUCUGACGAAGAAGACAGUCUUGCUGGACUAGGUGCUAUGAGAAGAAGUGAUCGUAUGGCUUGGAUGCUUGUGGGUACAAGUGUUAGAUUAGCCCAAGAUAUGGGUUUCAUAAAUAGUUCAUCUAAAAUAUUUAUCGCAACUCAUAUUGCAGAAACUCAAACUGCAAUGAAUCUUGGUCAAAGAAGUAUGCUAUCACAGAGUCUUGGUGAAAUUGAUUUAGAUAAUGAUGAAGAUGAUGAUGAAGUUGUUGAUAGCAAGAAACAAUAUCAGCAUGAUGAAUUUAUUUUGAGUCUGGAUGAAGAAUGUUUAAGAAACCGUCAUUUCAAAAAAAAUAAUUUGAAAUUUUCCAUUAUGCAAAAGGCAAAAUUAGAAUUAUUGAAAAUCACAUCAUUAGCUUAUGAAACUAUUUAUUGUGGGAAAUAUCAAGUUGACGGAUAUAACCAAUUUCAAAACCUAUCUGUUCUUUCAAUUUUAUCACCUUUAAUUGAAAAUUGGUACAAGACUUACAAAAAAUUGUUAAAACCUUCAAACCCUAAAAACUUCAAUCAUCAUUGUAAUUUGAAAAAUGCAACAAAUACUAAACAUGUCAAUGAAAUAACAAAACAAGUUGAUAAAGAAUCAUUAAUUUGUGAUUAUUAUUAUUGUCAACUAUAUAUUUAUUCUUUAGCUCUAUCAGCGGAGAAUCCAUUAAACACAAAUCCAUCAGAUGUCAAGAAACCUUUAAACAAUUUGAAAUUGGAUGAGAUUUCCAAAGCGGCUAAAUACGUGGAGUUAGCUUAUAAUGCUGCGAAAGAAAUAUUAGUUGCAGCUAUAAGGGUUCACAAGUUGAAGAUGUUGAAAUAUAUGCCAGUUCGGUGGGUUACCAGAAUUGUUAGAUCAGUUGCCUUUAUUGUUAAAUGUUUUUUAACUUUAACAAAUGGAGCUCAACAACAAUUAUCAUCACCAUUACAACAAGCUUCACAAGCGUCAACGAUCUUGACAUUAUCAAUUAUUCCAACUGAAGAAAUCAUUCAAACCAUUCAAAAAGCAGCUAUUGUACUAAGAGAAGCAUCACCUGAUGAGUUGCAUUUAUGUACUCGUUAUUCUACAAUUUUGAUGUAUUUAUGUUCAGAAAUGAAGUAUAGAUCAAAAUUAUCAAUUAAUCCACCA